AAGGUCCCUGGGCGCCAUUUCCGCUCGCCAUUUCGCGCAGGGCUUGUGUUCAUUGCCCGUUCCGCCGCCGCCAUGACGGACCGAUAUACUAUCCACAGCCAGCUGGAGCAUCUGCAGUCCAAGUACAUCGGGACGGGCCACGCCGACACCACCAAGUGGGAGUGGCUGGUGAACCAGCACCGGGACUCGUACUGCUCCUACAUGGGCCACUUCGACCUGCUCAACUAUUUCGCCAUCGCCGAGAACGAGAGCAAGGCGCGCGUCCGCUUCAACCUCAUGGAGAAGAUGCUGCAGCCCUGCGGGCCGCCCGCCGACAAGCCCGACGAGUCUUAGCCCGCCCCGAGCCGCCUCCCGGCUCCACCCCCAGGGCGCUGUGCCUUCGGGGCGGAUGGACCGGAGCGAGUAGCGGCAUCGGGGCUCCGCUGAGCUCGCCUGCCCGCCCGCUGAGACCGACCCCGGCAACGCGAGGCUGUCGUUACCCCCGUGGGGAAGGACCAAGGAGCCGCACCAGGGAGCAAAGGGAGCUCUGACGACUGGCCCUCAGGCCUCGUGGUCCCUCUGCUUCAGUGUGGUGUGGUCUCGGAGGACUCUGACGGGAGAGGCCUCGCAAACCGCCAGCUUCUGGACAGCUUCAGCUCUUACGUGUACCAUUGUUCGUAUCUUUUAGGAAUGGAAAAUAAUAAAUCUUACUGGGCAUUUCUAAUGUUUUGUUUGGUAAUCGGCUAAUAAGAGGUACUUGUUCUGAAAGGAGUGCUGGUUAAGCGGUAUUAAACGUUUAUACAUCCAUCCGAGGUGCGAAGCUCGGAUAAAGGGUAGCAUUUUCCCAGGGGCCUGGCCAGUGCUUGCUUGCCGGAGCUGUGUUUUGAGGAUCCUUGCUGACGAGUUUGAUGUGUUAGUGUUUAUUGUGUGUGGUGAUUUGUGGUACAGCACAAGUCAGUCACUCCAGUGCUUCAAAAAUCCAAAAUGGCUUUUCUUUAAAUACCUUUUCCUUACCUCAUCUUCCUCUUUCCUGUACUUGUGGUUUCCAAACUUUGAUUCUCUCUGAUCCAACUUAGCUGCUUUUUUACUAGUGUUUUGUAGUCAUGUGGUGUUUUGUUGGUUUUUUUUUCUACGUUACUCUAAACAAGUGUAUUAAUGUGGGGUUGGGCACUGUUAAUAUGAAACAGGAAUAUAAUGGUUACUCACUUACUUCAAAGUAAAAUGCUUUAAGGUGAAAGAAUCUUAGACUGCAAACUGAACUAUGUUGACUUCUGUCACUUAAAGUAGGCCUUCUGUUCACUUCAAAAUCUCAGUUCUGAUGAGCGGGAAGAGUAAAGCGUAGAGAUCUGUUGCUUGGAGAAACUAAGUGCUCUGAUUUCAGACAUGGAUCAUUGUAGCUCUGUGUGGCUGUGGUUUUGGUGUGAAUUCUUUUUCUAACAGAGGAGAGUUCAGUGUUUUCUGAUCCUGUUAAGACUGAACACAAGCUUACCAAUGAUUUUAGUUUUUUCCUGGUCUCAAAACACUAUUGAGUCUUACAAAACUCAGCUAUUCUUAAUAAUACGAUAAAGUAAUAAAAAGUGCAAAAGCUCCUGGCGCCAUGUUAAAGUGAGUACAUCUUUAUUCUGAAGAAUGCAGAGAUGGCAUUUUUCCAGUUUUGUUGCACAUAUUAAGAUGGGGGGGGGGGUGGUGUGUGAAGUGGUCCUAAAUAAAUGUUACCUGCAAGUUUUGUGGGGAACUACUGCAAUUUUCAGUAAAUGAGGGCGAUUUGUUUGGUUUUCACUUCUCAUGCAGGUGAUUUGAAGGUCAUAUCUUCCUCACACACCGAGGAAUGAAGCUGAAAGUUUUUCCUUGAGUUCAGGCACUUACUAGUAGGUGUGCAAUGCAGGCUUGCAAAAAUUGGGUAAACUUUUAUGUAAAUCAGGCAUGUUUCCUAUUACUGUUAGUAGAAGUCUGCUUCAGGAUCAAAUCUUAGGAACUUGCCUUUUCCCUGAUAGGAAUAGGCAACAUGCUCAGUGAAAGAGGGUGACAUGGGAGAGUCUCACAGGGAAAGCUGCUGGUCCAUUUUCUCGUGCCUUACACAUACCAUAGCUAUUCUAUCGUUGAAAAAGAACAGAAGCAUCAAUUACUCUGUUUCCUUGCCCAGAAGUAGCUCUGUGAGGUAUCUUGUCUGCUGGCAGCCAACAGGCAGUCGGUGUGUGGAGCAGACAUCAAUGUUAGGGUUGGUUCACUGGUGGCAAAGGAGCUUGAGCCUCAGUGCUGGAACUUGGGAACUGGAAGAGCUGGGGUGAGGGUACAGCUUCUUCUGUAGCAGGUUGGAAACUGAGUUUGCAAAGUUCUGUGAAGAUGAGUCUUGAAUCUCUUUAACAUGGAAGGAAGAAGAGAAACUGCAACUUAAUCCACUCCUGUGUAAGUUAAAACUUAAAAACAUUUAAAGCAAGAUUUCUUUGAGACUAAGCUGCUACAGUUAACUCUAUUGAUGGGUGUUCUCGAUACAUUUUAAAAUGUGAGCAACAAAUGUAUGCCACAAAAGUAAAGAUUAAUGUCCCCUUGCAGGCCAUUACAUAGCACAGGCAGCAUUCAGAGAUGGGUCAGUUACAUGCUGAGUAAACUCGCUGGUUCUGUCAUGUGUACUUGCUUGAAUCCCGGUUAAGCAUAUGCCUCAUGUGGUUGGAAAAGGUUUUUUGGGGUGCCUGUACUAAGUGAUAUUUGCGAGACAUUGCAAACAUUUCCUUAAGAAAUGUAGAAAAGCAAAGUUAGAAUUCCUGAGAGUUCAAGAUAAACUUGAAGGCAAAUGGGAGACACUGAAGAGUGUGUUUCUGGGCUAUGGUAUUCUUCUUAAAUCCCAAAGCAUUUUUAAAACCAGUGAAGGUAGUGAGCUGUUCUUGGUAUUGGGAAGAGUAACACAUAGUAAGAAUAUGAUUACCUGUCCUACUGGGAUACGUCUUUUUUACCUCCAUCCUGAUUAAAAGAUGAAGGGUACUGUUUGUUUAAAAACUUGCUGUAUAUCUGCGUGAUGUUUCACAUUGAAGCAGUAUGGCUUUAAUUGGCUUCCCACUGUGAUCUCUGGCUCAUUUUCCAGAGUUUCUGUAGCUUAAUUUCACAUAGUGUGAAGUAUGAGAAAUAUGAGCUGUUUCCAAUGUGAUGUGUGUUGUAUUUGAUAAGAAGAAAUUUCACCUGCUUGUGUUCUGGUAAUCAGCAUGUCUUUGUAAAGUCUCUGUAGAGUAGAACAUAUAUGCAUUUUUUAAUUCAGAAAUUUCUAAUGGAUAUUAUAUAUAGUAUUUAAUGACUGUUUAUCUAAAAAUAGGAUACUGAACCGAUGCUAGGUUGGCUAGGAUUUAUGAAUGCAGUGAGAAGUGGAUAGCAGGUGGAAGGAGAAAGGUUUGCUUCUGGUGCCUUAGUUAUACAUGAUUGAAGAGAAGAAGAACCAAGCUUGACUCUGUCAGAAGAAAAGCAUGCAAAGCUUCAUGCUAAGAUGGUUUAUUUCACUUAUAAAUGGGCUAUGCUUAAGCCAGAAAAUAUUACUGGAGAAGCACACUGCCACCUUUAUUUUUAAUUAUGCUUGCUACCAUUUUCUUAGUAAUGUGGCUGUCUUUUACAACAGGUAGUGUAAGUGUAAGGUUUGCUAAUUGUUUUAUAUAAUAAGAAAUUUCCGCAGCUUGCUUGUUUUCCAUAUUCUAGUUUUCAUUCUAAGUGUUUUUUUCUUGUGCUACACCAGAGGGCAGCAGAUGCAGCUGCUCUUCAACUGGAGGCACAGAUCAUUAAUAGAAUUGCAUUUUGUCGUGCAAGUUCUCUCUGAAAAAAAAAAUAUAUGAAUACUUCUAAAAAUCGAAACUUUCCAAUAGUCAGAAAUACUUAUUUUUCCAAUGUAAGGUUCAGGACAUGCAUUAUAUCUUUUAUGCACCAUGUGCGAAUAGAGCAGUAUGGGAGCCCUAGCACAGUUGGGAAAAAAAAAUCCAUUUUGAGGUGGAAUCAGAAUUUUUGAACAGGUCAAUUACAACAGCAUUUACUUAGGUUCAUGCAGGGAAUAAUUAAACCCAUGUUUUCUUCUGUGUCACAGCUGGCUUAGAAGUUUUUCAUAGUCUGAUGCCUCUUGGGUAAUGCUGAUAACAGUGUUUGUGGGGCUGCAGUGUAAUAAAUCACGUUGCUGAAAGAGUGUUUAGAUUAAACUUGCAAAGUUAGAGUUUGUAACCAUCCUACCAAGCCCUGAGGUUACAUUUUAUGUCUGAUUUCUCUCAUCACAUUUAUAGCUUGACUGCACAUGGCACUGGCACAGCUGAAUAGUGAACUGCUGUGGACAGACUGAGAAUAACCAGGCUGAUGCAGGACUGUCUGAACUCUGGAGCAUUUGUAUUGUAUGUCCCAUUUGGUAUAAAUAUUGAAAAAAAACAAAUGUACGAUGCUGAUGAAUGGAGAAUAGUAAAUUCUUGUGGUUUAUGA
Molecule: messenger RNA, 4416 nt
Organism: Melopsittacus undulatus (budgerigar)
Lineage: Eukaryota; Metazoa; Chordata; Aves; Psittaciformes; Psittaculidae
Gene: SF3B5
Product: splicing factor 3b subunit 5
Exons: 1
Coding region: 73-333 (86 amino acids)
Biological process (GO): mRNA splicing, via spliceosome
Cellular component (GO): U2 snRNP; precatalytic spliceosome
Source: RefSeq, a predicted model, not a curated record